CGCUAAUGUCCCAGGCGGCGCGCUUCAAACAGGCGCCGCCUAGGCGCUCGCCCGAGCCCAGGCGCUGGGCGCUUCGGGCGAGCGCCUGGGUAAACCAAGGCGACCGAACCAGAAUUUUAGGUCUGGUUCGGUCCUGGUUCGGUUGUUAGUUGGUUCAAUCGAACCAACUAAACCGAUAUAACCCCAACCCUAACCCUAACCCUAACCCAACACUAACCUGCUGCUGCUGCCGCUCUCGAUCCCGAUCCCGAUCCCGAUCGCGAUCUCGUCGCUCGCUGCCGCUGCUCGCCGGUGUCGCUGCUCGCGCCUCCCGCGAGCCUUCCCGCAGUUCGCGCCUCCCGCGAGCCCUCUCGCUGCUCGCGCCUCCUGCGAGCCCUCUCGCUGCUCGCGCCUCCCGCGAGCCCUCUCGCCUCCUGCGAGCCCUCCCGCGAGCCUUCCCGCUGCUCGCGCCUCCCUCGAGGCCUCCCGCUGCUCGCGCCUUCCUCUCCCUUUCCCUUUCCCGCUGCCGCUGCCGCCGCUCGCUGCUGCUGUUGUUGCUGCCGCUCGCCGCCGCUGCUGCCGCCGCUCGCCGCUGCUGCCGCCGCUCGCCGCUGCUGCCGCCGCUCGCCGCUGCUGCCACCGCCGCUCCCACUCGCUGCUGCUUCCUCGUUUCUCCAUCAAGCUCAGUAAAAUAAUUAAGUUUAUUUGAAUUUUAAAAUAAAUAAUUUUCUGUUAAUAGAUUAAUAAUAUAUUAUUUUGAUUUUAAUGUUAUUAAUUUUUAUUUAUUUGAAAUUAUUGUUAGGUUUCAACAUAAAUGGCAAGUGCAGAAAGCAACUUAAUAGAGUCUCCAGUGGUAUCAAAAAAAGAUCCUGCAUGGAAGUAUAAUUAUUUGAAGGAUCCGAAAGAUCCUAAUGCAGUGACUUGCAUAUUCUGUGAUAAGACUACCAGAGGUGGUAUUUUUCGUGCAAAACAACAUCUAGUAGGAAAUUUCAAGAAUGCAGCAGCUUGCAAAAAAUGUCCACCUGAGGUAAAAGAAGAGUUGCUGAAUUAUAUGAAUGAAAAGAAGACACAAAAGAAUGAAUCUUAUGGGAAUUUACCAGAAGACAAUGUUGAACAUAUCAGAGAUGAAGAAGAAGAUUAUUCUACGAGUAUUAACCCAAGUGAAAAAAGAGUAUACGACAAAAAGGGAAAAGAAGUUAUGAGUACUAAGAAAGGUAGAAAAGGACCGAUGGAUCUAUAUAUGCUUCAAGGAUCCCAGAAACAACAAGGGCAAGCAGGAGGCUCAAAAUUGAGACAAACAAAUAUAAGUGAUGCUUGUGAUAAAGAAAUAAGAGGAAGAACAAUUCAGCACAUUGCUCGCUUCUUUUAUCAGGCUGGUCUUCCCCUUAGUACAACUCGUUUAGACAGUUUUAAGGAUAUGAUUGAAGCUAUUGGAAGAUAUGGUGCAGGAUUAAAACCUCCAAGUUAUUAUGAGAUGCGAGUUCCAUUGCUGCAAAAAGAGUUGAAUUAUACAAAUGACUUACUAAAGGGUCAUAAAGAAUCAUGGGCAACACGUGGUUGCUCUAUUAUGUCAGAUGUUUGGACUGACAGGAGGCGCAGGAGUAUAAUUAAUUUUAUGGUUAAUUGUUCUUUGGGGACUAUGUUUGUGAAGUCAAUAGAUGCUUCAUCUUUUGUAAAAUCUGGAGACAAGAUAUAUGAUUUACUUGACAACUUCGUGGAAGAAAUUGGAGAACAAAAUAUCGUUCAAAUCAUAACCGACAAUGGAAGCAACUAUGUUUUAGCUGGUAAAUUGCUUGAAUCAAAAAGACAACACUUGUAUUGGACUCCAUGUGCAGCACAUUGUAUUGAUUUAAUGUUGGAAGAUAUUGGAAAGAUCUUAGAAAUCAAGAAAACCUUAGAAAGGGCAAUUUUUGUUGUUGGAUUUCUUUAUAAUCACAUUGGGGCUUUGAAUAUGAUGAGAGAAUUUACAGGGAAUAAAGAAUUAGUGAGACAUGGUGUUACCCGAUUUGCUACUUCAUUCUUGACAUUACAGAGCGUGCAUCGUCAAAAACAUACUCUGAGAAAUAUGUUUACCUCUGAGAAAUGGGUGACAAGCAAAUGGGCAAAAGAAGCAAAAGGCAAGAGGGCUGCUGAUAUCAUCUUAAUGCCAUCCUUUUGGAAUCAUGUAGUUUAUAUAUUAAAGGUAAUGGGCCCUCUUGUUCGAGUCCUUCGGUUGGUGGAUAAUGAAAAUAAGUCUGCAAUGGGAUAUAUUUAUGAGGCUAUGGAUAGAGCAAAGGAGACGAUUAAAAGAUCUUUUAAUGAAAAUGAAGAAAAAUAUGAGAAAAUUUUUACAAUCAUUGACGAAAGAUGGAAUUGUCAACUUCAUCGUCCCUUACAUGCAGCAGGAUAUUAUUUGAACCCUGAAUUCUUUUAUAAGAUUAAAUCUGUUGGAUUUGAUGCAGAAGUUUUGAGUGGGUUAUAUCAGUGUGUUGCAAGAUUAGUUCCCAGCAUUGAGGUUCAAGAUAAGAUUAUUCAUGAAUUAUCUUUAUAUAAAAAUGCUGAAGGUCUUUUUGGAAUUCCAAUUGCCGUUCGAUCCAGGACAACUACCUCUCCAGCUGAAUGGUGGAGUCUAUUUGGAAAUUCCACCCCGAACUUACAGAAAUUUGCUAUCAAAGUACUUAGUUUGACAUGUAGUGCUUCGGGUUGUGAGCGAAACUGGAGUGUCUUUGAGCAUAUUCACUCGAAGAGAAGAAAUCGGUUAGAACAUCAACGAUUGCACGAUCUUGUUUACAUAAAGUAUAAUCAAGCUUUGAAGACUCGUCAUGAUUUGAAAAAUAGAUUUGAUUCAAUCUCAUUGCAAGAUAUUGAUGAUUCAAAUGAGUGGUUAGUAGGAGAAAUGGGUGCUAACUUGCAAGAUGCUGAAGACGAGCUUGUAUUUGAAGAUGAUAGAUUGACGUGGGGAGAUGUGGCAAGAGCUUCAGGUGCUGGAGAAUUACAAACAUAUACAAGACAGAUGUCAAAGAGAAAAAUGAGUGCAAAAGCAUCAAGCUCGGCUCCUGCUAUUGUUGAAGACAUAGAGAAUGAAACAUAUCUUGAUGAAGAGGAAGGAAUCGAAGAACAAGAGGAAGAAGACGAAUUCAAUGAAGAUGAUUUGUGUGAAAAUGACGAUAAUAUUGAUUAUGAUGAAUGACUUUGAUGUAAAAUUUUAAUGUUUUGAAUUUUGAAACUUUUUGUUAAUGUGACAUUGUGAUUUUGUAUCUUAGAUUUUCUUAAUUUAAUAGCAUAUUUUUAUUUAAAAUUUUAAAUAAUUAUAUUUAUUAAUUAUAUUAUAUAUUUUUAUAUUUUAGCGCCUCGCUUCGCUCGGGCGAGCGCCUGGGCGAGCGCCUAGCGCCUCGGGCGUUUUUGGACCUUGGCGCCAUUUGGCGCCUAGCGCUUUUUAAAUCACUGAUUAAGAAUUACUCUCUAUCAUUCCCUUUUUAUUCCUUAUACCAUUUCCUCUCUAUCAUACACAAUAAUGAAUGACUGAUGUUGUGACAAUUGUGGUAGGUGAGAACUUUGAUGGUCAUAAUAGAUGUCAUUCCCUUUUUUAUUCCUUAUAGCAUUUCCUCUCUAUCAUACACGAUGAUGAAUGACCGAUAUUGUGACAAUGUGGUAGGUGAGAACUUUGAUGAUCAUAAUAGAUGUGAAUUAUCAAAUUUUAUUUUCCUAUGUUUGACAGUCGAUCAUUUUCAUCUCAUCUCUAUCUUGGCUCUCCUGUUUUUCCCCUUGACUCUUCUCUUUCUUCUUCUGAGGAUGUGUAGUCAGCUGAAAUUGUUCAAAUUCUCCCAACUCAAGAUGAGUGCAAUUGAUUCUAGAUGUUCCCACCAAUUUCUGUCCUAACCAUAUACUAGGUACGGAUCAAGUAUAUCUUAUUAAAAUCAAGUGAUAGGCAAACUAUGAAAUGUAGGUUGGAAACUCAUAAUUCUCUUUUCAUGCACAUGCUAGCUUUCUUUUACGAUUAUCACUGUUGAUAUAGUAUUCUCAACUGUCUUAUCGUAAUCAGUUAAGAACGAUAGUGAAUUAAAAGUCAACUUUUCUUGUUAGUUUUAUCAUUUUCAAGUACUCCAUGUUAUUACUAGCUAUCCUUUUUCUUCGCCCUAUUAAAGUUGAUGGGCUUCAACUUGCCACUUGGUUCUCCAUGUGUUUCAUAUGCCCAUUGACAAACUUCCUUAGUAGUCCCAAUCAGUUAAAAUGUUAGGGGUUCGAGUCCCAUUGUCUCCUAUGCAUGUUAUGUAAUGGAUGAAUGGGUGGAAAAAAAAAAAGAAAAGUUCCUUCCCCUUAAGUAAAUAAAUAAAGAAAGAGGAAAUGGCAGUUUCAGGCAUAGUACAUAUGCUAUUUAGGCUACUCCUCAAGUGAUUUUAUUUAAUAUCUGUACUUUCUUGUGGUACAUACAUUAGACUCUGUUCAUUUAAUUUAUAUCUCAUACUUUUGUCAUUCAAAUAGACUUGUAUGUCAUUCAAUUAAUCAUUGUAGUCCAGUGUGCUUCCAAUAUUCAUGCCAAUGUAAACCUUUUUUACUCUGUUUAAGUUUGGUAUUUCAGUGGUCCAUCUCAUAUUGAACAAUUGCGUGAUGAUAAACUGCAUACACAUGAAUAAUAAACUCUCUUGCCUACAUGGUGAUUUUUACUUUAAAUAUUAUUUGUCGUUAUGGUUGCAAUCAUGUGGUACCAAUUACGUCUAAUUUUCAU
Molecule: messenger RNA, 4684 nt
Organism: Musa acuminata AAA Group (dessert banana)
Lineage: Eukaryota; Viridiplantae; Streptophyta; Magnoliopsida; Zingiberales; Musaceae
Product: putative casein kinase II subunit beta-4
Exons: 4
Coding region: 794-3148 (784 amino acids)
Cellular component (GO): cytoplasm; protein kinase CK2 complex
Molecular function (GO): protein dimerization activity; protein kinase regulator activity
Source: RefSeq, a predicted model, not a curated record